UGCCGAUGACGAUAGGGCGCGCUAGUGACGGCAUUUGGAGCUUUUUGUAUGCGUUGUGAUGGAAUUUUACUUAUGAAGAGAUGAAGAUGACGGAUUUGGAGGGUCGAGACGCUGGCAGACUUGUGUGGCCUUCGCCUUCACGGCAGAUGGGAGGGCGAAGAAUCUAUGGGGCUGGUUGACGAUAUAUUGAGCAAUGGUUCCAUGAAGAGAGGCGAGCUAUUCAUCAUACUGACGAUCUCCUUCCUUCCUCUACGUACCCAACAAUCUGCCAACUACUCCACCAUUAACAAACUGUUGCACAUCACCUCACAUCGCAUCACUCCCACGCCGCAGCCACAGCUACCGAUCCAAAAUGUCCGACAGCACGCGCAACCAGGACCUCGCCGCCCACGGCUGGACCGCAGCGCCCCGCAGCUUCGCGAAGAACCUCGCAGCCGUCGACAAGAGCGUGCAAGCCCGGAUCUCCGUGAGCGACGUCGCCCUCCCGGAUACGCAACUCGCCCAGAAGACGUAUGAGUACGCGAAGAAAGAGCUACCCGAGAAGACGUUCAAUCACAGCAUGCGCGUGUACUACUACGGCGCCGCGAUAGUAAAAUUCCACCUCCCGCAGCUAGAACCAAUGCUGGAGACGUACUUCCUCACGUGCCUGCUGCAUGAUAUCGGGACCGUGGAUCUGACGGCGACGCGCAUGAGCUUCGAGUACUGGGGCGCGAUCACGGCGCUGCAGUUCCUAGAGCGGCAUGGUGCGAGUAAAGACCAGGCGGAGAGCGUGUCGGAGGCGAUAAUUCGGCAUGCGGACUUGGGGGAGACGGGGACGGUGACGAGUCUGGGGCAGCUGAUUCAGCUGGCUACGGUAUUUGACAAUGUAGGUCUCAACGCACAUCUAGUCCAUAAGGAUACUAUCGAGAGCGUGGUCGCCGCGUUCCCGAGGAAGGGGUGGAGUGGGUGCUUUGCGGAGACGAUGCGAGAGGAGAUGAGGCUGAAGCCUUGGUGCCAUACUACGGCGAACGAGGGCUUUGUGGAGGCGGUGCUGGGGAACGAAUUGAUGGAGCCUUAUGAUACAGAACCUGUGGGGUUUCGAGGCGCGGGCACGGAAGAACCGUGCUCGACUUCCUUGUUGGCGACCGCGGGGUCUGCAACAUUGCGUGUGCCAGUGCGUUAAGUAUUCGCCGUCGCUUCUCACUCGGCGGGUUGGGGAGCGCAGCGCGUCGUCGUUUCGGUCGUGCAAAGGAUGUGCAUGUGGAGGGGGACGGAGAGGCGAGGUAGGCCUCGGGUCCUGGGCGGCGGCUCCGAAUCGCCGCCCGCAGAGUGGACGUCGGCCGAGCACUUUUGCGCAAACCAUGGGAAUAAAAGAGGGAGUGUAGAAGAUGUGCGGCUGGCAAGAUGGUCAGCGACAGAGGAGGAUGGUCGUUGUAACGCGCAUGCCUAGGUAGUUCGCGGCGGGUUGCUAGCCUUCGAACAUCACCGUGCUGAAGUCUUGGUGCAACGCAAUUUGUGACCUUGACUACGUCCGCCGGUCGUAUUACUUCAUCACCUCCGGAGCUCCAGAAAACGCGAUUUUUUCAGAUAUGGGCGCAGAAGAACCUUGCGAGGCAUGCAGCUGGACAUCAGAGCGUCAACAUUCUAGUCGCUACAU
This is a messenger RNA of Trematosphaeria pertusa, 1636 nucleotides long. Its product is annotated as cyanamide hydratase. The record is from RefSeq and is a predicted model, not a curated record. The transcript has 3 exons. NCBI's taxonomy places the organism in Eukaryota, Fungi, Ascomycota, Dothideomycetes, Pleosporales, Trematosphaeriaceae. Bases 353 to 1162 code for a protein of 269 amino acids.